AAAAUUCCAUUUGAAAAGGAGAAGAUAUCCCCGUUCAGCGACCACAGAAGUUAACCUUGAUCCGAAAAGCGCUAAGAGCGGAACCGGAAGCGUGGUCAGUACGAUCAGACGUCAUCAGAGAAACAAUUUCUGUCGACGACGAUGUUUCGAUGUGGCUAGGUGGAUGUACCCUUGGCUAUCUCCCCGCACGGGAGGAACCAAGAGGCUCCGAGGGAUCGGAUAGAGGGAACACGAAGUAGUGGAGGCAAAACCGAUUCAGGAGGUGGUCGAGAGGAAGAAGGUGGGAAAAGAGGUAGCACGCGUAAUGCACAAUGGUGCAUUAGCCAGAAGUAGACGGUCAGACGGUCUCCAACUGACCGGCUGAAAAUCAACGAAGUUUCAAACCGAGGAACAAGAACGAUCCUGAAGAAUCCAUCAGCUAGGACGACAGCUCGCAUGACACGAAUGUCGAAGAACAACCUUAAGGGUCCAUCCUCGGAGAACUUCGUUAACCUGACAUCCAUUAAGACCGUCUCAAUUCUAUCUUCAAGUGUCUACCUUUCAGACGUACCCGAAGAUUCCAAUUGACCUUGUGUCUCUCUGUUCACCACUGGAUCAUUAUGUUGAAUUCAAAUUAAAGGAGGAUCAAAGUAAAGUCCGUCAGUCGAUAUCUUGAUAGAAACUUACGAAAAAUACUUAAUCAGACUCCAUAGAACCUGGCUACCUCCGCGAAGAUGUCCGACAUCAUCCCAAACGGUACAUCGACGGAUACCAUGGAGAAGAAGCGAGGUGACCCGGUCACCCAGGUGUCCGAUCAAGCGGUCGUUUGGAAAUCUAUGACUCUUCGUCAGAAAUGGACUUACUUCACCAGUAAUAUCACCGUGGAACCCAUGAUCGCCUGUUACGUGAUCCCCUGCAUGUUAGCCUCCCUGGCCACCCAGAACCUCAGCCUGGAGAAGGCUUGCAGGGUGAAUCUAGCCUAUUCCGACGAAGUUUGCACAGCAUUGUCCAUCAGAAAUACAACAGGCUACGAGGCUGAAGAGACCGCCGUCCAACAGCUGGUAGCUGGCAUGCAGACUUGGAAGACAGCUCUGACCAGUGGUCUCCCGACGAUUCUGAUCCUCUUCAUGGGCGCCUGGAGCGAUCGUACCGGUUUAAGGAAACCUUGUAUGUUGUUGCCAAUCGUCGGAGAGUUUCUCAGCAGCGUAAGCAUGCUGCUGUGCACCUAUUUCUUUCACGAGGUCUCGAUGGAGACGACCGGAGUGUUCGAGGCUCUGUGGCCAGCGUUAACAGGAGGAUGGUUCACCAUGUUCAUGGGUGUUUUCAGUUACAUCGCGGAGAUCACGUCGGUGGAAUCGAGGACGCUUCGUAUCGGUGCUGCUAACGUUUUCUUGUCACUCGGUGUGCCAAUCGGGAUGGCGUUGUCCGGGAUAUUGUACUUGAAAAUUGGCUUCUACGGUGUCUUUGGUAUAUCCACCGUGUGUUACGUGUUGACUUUUAUUUACGGUCUGGUGGUGAUCAAAGAGGCGCCGAAAGUUAGACUGAAACAACCGGAGAAGAUGUCCUUGUGCAAUGCGAUACUUGAUUUCUUCGCGUUCAAGCAUAUCGAAGAGACGUUUAGGGUGGCGUUCAAGAAAGGGAGGAAUAAUAGGCAGAAGAGGGUGCUGGUGCUGAUGGUUGUCGUUAUGGUUGUGAUUGGUCCUCUCUAUGGUGAAAUGGCAGUGAUGUAUCUGUACAUGAGAUACAGGUACCAUUGGAACGAAGUGAUGUUCAGUAUGUUCACGACAUUCGCAAUGGUGACGAAUUUAAUCGGUACUGCUAUAUCCGUCGGUGUGUUUAGUCAUAUUUUGAAGAUUGAUGAUGCUAUCGUUGGUAUCAUGAGUUCGAUGAGCAAGAUUUUAGCUGGUUUCGUAUAUGCCUUCGCCACCACUGACUGGAUGAUUUAUUUAGCUGCUAUCGUCGAAAUCGUGAAUGGUACAUCCUUUAUAGCAAUGAGAUCGAUAGCAUCGAAGCUAGUAUCAACCGACGAGCUUGGCAAGGUGAACUCGUUGUUUGGUGUCUGUGAGUCCAUGAUGCCUCUCGUUUACGGUCCCAUGUACAGUUCCAUUUACGCUGCCACUAUGAAAACAUUUCCGGGAACGUUCUUCAUCGUCGGCGCCUGUCUGACCAUGCCAGCCGUGUUCGCCUUCUUAUGGUUGUACACGGAACAUAGAAGAGAUCGUCAGCUAUUGGAGCAAGAGAAAAAAGCAAAGAGUAAGGCUGGGGAACAAGAUGACAGUGAUUCGAAAACUGAGAAAUGGCAAAUUAUCGGGGAGAAAAAGACGGAAGUUCGUACGAUGAACGGUGUCGCGAAUGCAGCUUUCGAAUCCGAUCGUUUAUAACUGAGGAUUUAAAUCGUAAUCAAUGAGACGAAGCAAAAAGAAAAAAGAGAGGUCAAUGAGAUGAUCAUAUAACACCUUUGUGCUGAAAUAACUUACGAACAUAUACUUGUACGAUUUAAAAAUCAAGAAUCAUUUUCAGAGGUGCAAAUUUACUACACGUACAGUCUUUUCGCGUUGAAAUUGCAGACAUUUUUAUUAAAGAAAUAUAAUAAUUGAUAUAGAAAGGAUAACUAAAUCAAUUAAAAUUUUGAUGGUGAAUAUAAUCAAAAAUAUUUUUUGCAACAGUAAGAAAUUCUUAAUAUGCAAAGCUAUUCUUUAUCUCAAAUUCUAGUACAAGCAGUCUCCGGUACUUAAUACACAAUAAUUAAUAACAAUAAAAAUGGAACAGGCAUCAGUCUGUUCACGUGUAUCAGUAUUACGAACAUUACUUGCAUAUAUCUUCCCCGAUCAUCGAUAUUAAUAAUGAAAAAUGAAAUUCAGGAAAUGGAAAUGUUACGCUAUUGUUGGACAACCGAGACAUGGGUUUUACCUUGUGUUCGAUAUUCUUAAGUGAAUGCAAGUAUUAUAAACAAAGGACAAUGUAUCAUGUUUUUUCGUGAGAAAAGAAAUUUAUCGAUCGACCUGUUGUACGUUUUUAUCGAUUAGUAUUUAUAUUAAGAACCUGCAUCAUUUUCCGUACACGCGUUAUAGCUUAUUGUGAUAUAGUACAAUAGUUUUGUAUUUAGGAAGUAAAUAAAGUUUACUGAAACAAUU
Osmia bicornis bicornis is the source of this 3113-nucleotide messenger RNA. Its product is annotated as solute carrier family 46 member 3. The record is from RefSeq and is a predicted model, not a curated record. Gene Ontology annotation, molecular function: transmembrane transporter activity. Gene Ontology annotation, cellular component: membrane. Gene Ontology annotation, biological process: transmembrane transport. Bases 714 to 2360 code for a protein of 548 amino acids. The transcript has 6 exons. NCBI's taxonomy places the organism in Eukaryota, Metazoa, Arthropoda, Insecta, Hymenoptera, Megachilidae.